Synchytrium microbalum is the source of this 1236-nucleotide messenger RNA. It is a transcript of the gene HEM3, whose product is annotated as hydroxymethylbilane synthase. The record is from RefSeq and is a predicted model, not a curated record. Gene Ontology annotation, biological process: heme biosynthetic process. The transcript has 3 exons. Gene Ontology annotation, cellular component: cytoplasm. Gene Ontology annotation, molecular function: hydroxymethylbilane synthase activity. NCBI's taxonomy places the organism in Eukaryota, Fungi, Chytridiomycota, Chytridiomycetes, Synchytriales, Synchytriaceae. The coding region runs from base 1 to 1236 and encodes 411 amino acids.
AUGCUCUCUGUGCUAUAUGUAGUGGCUUCUUUGCUACCGAAAGCAUCGUCCAGGUCGUCAACAACAACGAACGAGACAACCACAUCGAAUACAUCGCAACCCAGCAGCAGUAAUAGCAACCACCAUGCACCCACCACCAAGAACAGCAGAACAUCACUAGUCGUAGGCUCACGGGAAUCCCAACUCGCAAUGGUCCAAACCGAACUCGUCGUUGAGAUGCUCAAGAAAUCACACCCAUCUCUCUCCCUAACAAUCCAAGGAAUAACCACCAUCGGCGACCAAGUCCUCGACGUCGCUCUCUCUAAAAUAGGCAGUAAAUCGCUCUUUACCAAAGAACUGGAAAUCGCUCUUGACGAACAUCGAGUUGAUCUCGUUGUUCAUUCGCUUAAAGAUGUGCCGACUACGCUGCCGCCUGGUAUGAGUAUCGGUGCGAUUCUGCAUCGUGAGGAUCCGAGAGAUGCGGUUGUUAUGGGGCUCAAGUGGAAGGAGUAUGCUUUGGAGACUUUGCCAAAGGGGAGUGUUGUGGGGACUAGUUCGUUGAGAAGGACUGCUCAGUUGAAGAGAAAGUAUCCUGAUUUGGUGUUUAAAGAUGUGAGAGGGAACCUGAAUACGAGGUUGAGCAAACUAGACGCUGAAGACUCUCCAUUUGCAUGUCUGCUCCUAGCAUACGCUGGUCUCGUACGCUUAGGAUGGCACUCUCGUAUCUCAUCAAUCCUCGAACCAUCCACAAUACUAUACGCUGUAGGACAAGGUGCUCUAGCCGUCGAAAUACGGCAAGACGACACUUUUACUAAAUCCAUCGUCGCCUCAUUAAACCACCACGAAACAAGUAUAUGUGUUAACGCCGAACGAGCAUUUAUGAGGUACCUGGAAGGAGGAUGUAGUGUUCCUAUUGGUGUAUGUACGGAAUGGGUGCCUGUUGAUGAUGCCACGUUGUCAGCAUCUGGUAGUAGUGUUAGUAAUAGUAGUCAUAAAAGUAUCAAGACGGCAAGGAAGGCAAAUCAUCAGCAUCAGACUCUUAGAUUAACUGGUAGUGUAACGAGCUUGGAUGGAUUGCAGGAGUUUAAAGAGGUCGUGGAGGGUGUUAUUCCAUUCGACAAGAGUGUCGAGUUGCAGAUUGAUGCUGCUGAGGCAUUAGGAGUUGCAUUGGGUAAAAAGUUGGAAGUGUUGGGUGUGCAUGGUAUCUUGGAUGAUAUAAAGAAGAAUCGGCCUGCACCGCUUGUAGCAGACAAGUAA